AUGGAGGAACAGGUGAAGUUAUUCAUGGAAGUGACGAAUACAACAGAUGAGGAGGAGGCAAAAAAUAUCCUAGAAGCAUGUUAUGGAAAUUUAGAGGAAGCAAUAUCAACGUACAUGAGUAAGGUUGACUUUACUGGAAUGGACGAAGUAAGGAGCGUCAACACCAACUUUAGCCAAAGAGACGUGAAGGAAUACAGAGAGGAAAAUAAAAGUGUAUGCCAGAGAAACGAAGAGAAAAUAGAACGAGCAAAUUUUUUACAUGUACUUAACCAAUUAGGAACUUUAAUAUGUCCAAUAUUCAGAAAUGUUUGUAAUCUAUUGUCAGCUUGUUUUAAAUUAGUAAGCACAUACAUUGUAAGUUCAUUUGAAAGUAACAAUUUUUCCUCAUAUUAUGAAGAGAAAUAUGGGAAGAAGCAUGUGAAGUUUUUUAAAGGUAGUCUAAGUGAAGCUAUAAAAACAUCAAGGCAAGAAGAAAAAUUAUUACUUGUUUAUUUACAUAUCGAAAAUAAUGAAAGCAUAUAUUUCUGUGAGUCCAUUUUUAAGAAUGAAGAAAUAAUGUGUUUUUUUGAUUCAAAUUGUAUUUUUUUUUCACAAGAUAUAACCAAAGGAGAUGUUAAAGAAUUAGGAAAUACAUUAAACGUUUUUAUGUUACCACAGAUUAGUGUAAUAUUGACAAAUCAUGUUAAAGAAUUUCAAGAGUUGGCUAUUAUUUAUGGUACUCCAACAGUUAACCAUAUUAUAAAUACUGUAAGCCAUGGUAUUGAACAAAUGAAUAUGAAAAAAAAUAAUUUAAAAAAAAUUAAAAAUAAAAAUUAUACAGAUAGAUUAAUAAGAGAAGAACAAGAUCGAGAAUAUCAGGAGGCACUAAAAAAGGAUAAGCUUAAAGUAGAGGAAAAAAAAAAAAAAGAAGAUGAAAAAUUGAAAAAAAUACAAUUGAAAAAAAAUAUCAAAAAUGGAAGAAAAGAAAAGUUAAAGAAAUUCCCAUUACUAAUCAAGGAAAAUGAAAAAGCCACAAAAAUUUGCAUUCGAUUACCUAAUGGAGUUAAGAUACAAAACAAGUUUAGCUUGAACCAUACCUUAGAGGAUGUGUACGAUUGGGCCGAGUGUUCUGAAUUCUUGCAAACGAAUAGUGUUAAGGGAACGGCAGAAAAUGGAGAAGUUGGAGGAAAGGGACGAAAUUCAAAAAUGGAAGAAAAGGGACAAAGUUCUAAAAUGGAAGAAAAGGGACAAAGUUCUAAAAUGGAAGAAAAGGGACAAAGUUCUAAAAUGGAAGAAAAGGGACAAAGUUCUAAAAUGGAAGAAAAGGGACAAAGUUCAAAAAUGGAAGAAAAGAAAGAAUUCAGCAUUCCAUUCAAAUUCGAACUAGUUUGUGGACAUACCAAAGUUGUACUGAAACGAGAGAAAAAGGAGAUAAAGGAUUUCGAUCUUUACCCGAGUGCAGUCCUUAACAUGAAAUCCUUGGAUUCUUCUGAUGAAGAAUAA
Molecule: messenger RNA, 1482 nt
Organism: Plasmodium gonderi
Lineage: Eukaryota; Apicomplexa; Aconoidasida; Haemosporida; Plasmodiidae
Exons: 3
Coding region: 1-1482 (493 amino acids)
Cellular component (GO): endoplasmic reticulum
Molecular function (GO): ubiquitin binding
Source: RefSeq, a predicted model, not a curated record